This is a messenger RNA of Diachasma alloeum, 1485 nucleotides long. RefSeq names its product DNA repair protein RAD50-like. The transcript has 4 exons. The record is from RefSeq and is a predicted model, not a curated record. Bases 1 to 1485 code for a protein of 494 amino acids. NCBI's taxonomy places the organism in Eukaryota, Metazoa, Arthropoda, Insecta, Hymenoptera, Braconidae. Gene Ontology annotation, molecular function: nucleic acid binding; zinc ion binding.
AUGAGCACACCUACCAUCAUACCAAAGGUCUAUGAGGAACAUCUAACUACUACUGCUGAGGUCAGGGAUGAGCCAAAGGAUGUGGAGAGUACAGAUGUGCACGAGAAAGGCAAAGUGGAAAGUGGUGAUGAGAAAACUGGUGUGGACGAGAAGUUAAUCAGUUCAGAUGAGGCAAAUAGAACUGAGGGUAAAGACCCAGCAGAAGUAAAUACUCUUAAAACAGAAAUGGCAAAAAUCCAAACAAAUACAUCUCGAUUCAUUUCGGACAGUCUCAAAGAAGUAUCAAAAGACUUGAAAGAAAUGAAAAAUGAAAGGGAUGAGAAACUGUCCAAAAUUGAAGAGAAUCUGGAGAAUCUGAGGGUGUGGGCUGAGUAUAGAGAAACUUCAGAAGAGGUGAGGGACGGGGAUAAUGAUUCUUCUGAAAAUAAUAUUGUUGAAACUGACGAGUUGGACGUGAAGACUCAAAAUUUGAUUAAAAGACAAAUUGAUAAAUUAAAAUCACAAAUUCUGAGUCAAAAUAGUGGAAGCAACCAAGACGAGAGUGUCAAAUUGGUUGCUGAUACUAUAAAGCAAAGUCUUGUAGACAAAGGGUCAGCGGUCAAGAGGGAUUACAAAAUAGAAUACAACACUCGUUUCGAACACUUUUAUGAUUUCUUUAAAUCAGAAGUGAGAUCUCAAAAACUUCUACACGUUCUUGAUGAUAAAAGAGAAAUCAAAGUAGAUAAGAGUAUUCUAGAAGAACAAAAAUAUAAAGUCAGAGAUAUCUUGAUAAAUCAUAUUGAUAAAAAUCAUCAUUCAAAAGUUGUUACAAUGCAAGAUCCAAUAGAAAUUGUAGCUAAACUCAAAGAAAUUAAAAGGGUUGAAAAUAAUAUAUCUUCUUACACUGUAAGACAAGAAAUCUCAAAUAUGAAGUAUGUGAUUGGUCAAACAACAGCUACUGAAUUUUGUAAGAUGUUUGAAGAGGCCAUUCGUAAAUAUGAAAACUCAGAAGAUGCUAACCCUUUGUUCCCAAACGAGGUUAGAGAGGCGUUCAACAAUGCUAUCAUUAAGGCUGUACCAAUGGUACAGUAUUUACAGUCUACAGCUAAAAUAAAAAGGGAGAAACCUCCAACUUAUGAACAAUUGAAACUUGUAAUCAUGCAGGAAGAGGCAACUAGAAAACAGACUGAGGCUGGUGUGGGUGAGGUUAGGGCAGUCAAUCUGGCUCUAAGUGACGUGAGAUGCUAUGGGUGUGGAGCCUUUGGUCACAUUGGCAAAAAUUGUCCAGGACAGGGAAAAGGAAAGUUGUGUUACAACUGCCAUAAAUAUGGCCACACAAAGACCGAAUGUCCUGAGUCAGACGUGAAUGACUCAGGAAUUGCAAAAAGGGGUAGAUUUAACAGAAUGAGGGGUAAAGGAAGUAAUGGAUCUUCGAAACCCAAUGUUCAAUCGAAGGUUAGCAAGAAGGAGCCUAAUAAAAGUUCAGGAACAAACAAUAAGCUAUAA